UACUUUGAUGUGUCAGAGAUAUUCUGUGAACACCUAAUUUCUGAUAGUUUUCUCGAGAAACUCGUAUUUUGCCUUACAAAUUUUUUCGUAAUUAUUUAUAUCUAUUAUUCCGCAAAAUGUAUCAGCAUAAAUUAAUUUAAGUAAUUAUAUAAUAUCUUUGAGAUUCAGGCGUCAAAGUUAUUUCCUAUUUUAAUUCCAUUACAAUUGUAAAAUUAUAUUUUAUUGGGGGAUAGUGAUCAUAAGACUAGUAAAAAUAUAAUAUAAUAAUAAACAACAAAUUAUUUUCGGAUCAGCAUUUCCAUUUUAAAAUAGUUAUAGAGUAGCAAAGAGCAAAGAAGAGUUGGUUCUUAGCUAUAGCGACGGUGAUAUUGACUCGGUUCAUGAACAAAUAAUCCAUGAAGAAUAAGAUAAGAAAAACCAGAAACUUCGACACAAAAAAUAUUUUUACGAUAGUAGUAAUAAAGAGAAUUGUUCAUCGAAUUUAAUAUUCGAAGAAGCUGAAGAUAAUUUCACAAGUAAAGUAAAGUAUCUCAUGUCUCAAAUAAGAAUAACGACCUAAGAAAUCAAUUUGAUGAAAAAAAUGAACAUGCGAUGUCAAACCCUUGUUUAUGUUGGUUUGAUGCCUGACGGAUCUCCUCCUAAAAAAUAUUUGAAGUUGAAUGAAUCACAUGCCAAAUAUAAAGUUACAAAGUUCGGAUGGAGAAGUAUUUGAAGUUGAUGUGGAUAUAGCAAAAUGUUCCGUCACUAUAAAAACAAUGUUAGAAGAUCUUGGUAUGGACGAAGAUGAAGAAGAAGUUGUUCCCUUGCCAAAUGUUAACUCUGCUAUAUUACGAAAAGUAAUUCAAUGGGCAACAUAUCACAAAGAUGAUCCACCGCCCCCAGAAGACGAUGAAAAUAAAGAAAAACGAACAGAUGAUAUAAGUUCUUGGGAUGCUGAUUUUCUCAAGGUUGAUCAAGGUACUCUAUUUGAACUUAUAUUAGCAGCAAACUAUUUAGAUAUUAAAGGUCUUUUGGACGUUACAUGUAAAACUGUGGCUAAUAUGAUCAAAGGAAAAACUCCAGAAGAAAUUCGUAAGACAUUUAACAUCAAAAACGAUUUCACUGCUUCCGAAGAGGAACAAGUUCGUAAAGAAAAUGAGUGGUGUGAGGAAAAAUAAAUUUAUUAUUUGCUUUGAAUGUUCCUUUUCAGAUUCUGUUAUUCAGUUUUGAAUCAAAAUAUUAGUUACUAUUGUGGUCUUGUAUAAUGCCGAUAUUCUUCGUAAUUAUAUAAAUUGCAAAUUCAAUAAAAAUUUAUUUCAAUUUAUUUUAUUCUUUGUUAUCGUCAAAUUGAUUUCUUAAUACCUUAUAUUAAUAUAAAGAAUGCUUGUUCAUGGAUGUACUGAAAGGAAGGCCUUGAUUAUUAACACAUUUAUAAUUUCGUGAUAAUAACGAUAAAAUGUCAUAUUUACUGUAUACAACAUAAUCAUUUAGAAACUAUUCGUUACAGAAAUAAGAAAAAAUUAUUUCGAUAAACUAUUAUGUAAUAUAUAAUAUAUAUUUAUUAAUAACACCAAUACACAUAAAUGUAGGCUAUUCUUCUGCUAAUACUAACAUACCAUUGUUUAUUCAGAUAUACUGAAUCCUAAUCUAGAGUUCGUUAUACCGCAAACCUUCUAAAAAAUUAAUUGAAAUUUGGAAAAAUAUCACAAUUCUUACUAAAAAUGAUAAUAAAGAGAAGUGAAACCUCUAUUGAUUGUGAUUGGUCAGUUGGAGAUAAAGGUUAUGGCAUGUGUUUAACUUGUUGAUAUGACGUAAUGAUUCGGUGCUAUAAUUCUAUAUUAUUUAUAUACUUUGUACAAUUUGACAAGUGAUCAGUGUGUGCAGCGUUUAUAGUGACUACUAAUAUUGGAAGAAAUAGAAAUGUUUAUUAAAAAUAGCAUGAAAGAUAUCUGUAACGUUUAGAAAAGUUUUCUAGACCAAAUUAAACUGUGAAUUUUAAGAAUUGAAAAAUUGCUUUAUCUAACAAGUUAUUGAAAUAGGAAAAUAUUUGAAUGUAGUUCAUGAACAACCCUUGUACAUCUGAAUAAAACACUAAUAAAUUUUCUUGA
Messenger RNA from Phymastichus coffea, 2087 nucleotides. Its product is annotated as S-phase kinase-associated protein 1. Gene Ontology annotation, molecular function: cullin family protein binding. The record is from RefSeq and is a predicted model, not a curated record. The coding region runs from base 660 to 1157 and encodes 165 amino acids. The transcript is spliced from 4 exons. Gene Ontology annotation, biological process: SCF-dependent proteasomal ubiquitin-dependent protein catabolic process. Gene Ontology annotation, cellular component: cytoplasm; nucleus. Lineage: Eukaryota; Metazoa; Arthropoda; Insecta; Hymenoptera; Eulophidae.